Messenger RNA from Ficedula albicollis (Collared flycatcher), 3731 nucleotides. It is a transcript of the gene KIF2C, whose product is annotated as kinesin family member 2C. Gene Ontology annotation, biological process: microtubule-based movement. The coding region runs from base 79 to 2238 and encodes 719 amino acids. Gene Ontology annotation, molecular function: ATP binding; microtubule motor activity; microtubule binding. The transcript is spliced from 21 exons. The record is from RefSeq and is a predicted model, not a curated record. NCBI's taxonomy places the organism in Eukaryota, Metazoa, Chordata, Aves, Passeriformes, Muscicapidae.
GGUUUAAACCGGCGGCGGUUGCCGGGCGGGUGUUUCGCUGCCGGGGCGGGACGUGGUUCCUGUCCCUGAGCCCGUGCCAUGGACCCCCGCCUCUACCACAUCGUCUAUCCCGGCGCCGUUAUUAACAUCCAGCGGAGCAACGGUGCAAUCCAUAAGGCAACCGUGAAGAUAGUGAACGUGGAACUUUCCAGCGUGACGGUGGAGUGGGUUGAGUGCGGCGCUACCAAAGGCAAGGAGGUUGAUAUUAGGGAUGUGAUUGAAGUAAAUCGUGAAUUAUUAGGACCACCUCCUGCUGAUGUGAAAGAGAAUGUUCCUUUGCAAGACAAUGUAACUUCACAGAAACAGAAGCGUAGAACAACCCUUUCAAAAAUUCCUGCUCCACGAGAAGCUGUGCGUGGCCGUUCCAGGAUGUAUGCUAUCACAGAAUCCCAGUACAGCCUCCAGGAAGAUGAGAUGGCAGUAGAUCCCUGCACUUCUUUGCAAACCAGGAGAUUUUCGUCAAAUCCUGCAGCUGGCCGAACCAGGGGUAGCAGGCUGGGUUGUGUUCCAGAAGCCUCACUGUCAAGUGUAAAUGGAAAUACAGAGAAUCAUCUGCCUGCUGCUAGAAUGAGCUCUUCAGAGAGCCCAGUUCGAAGAAGAUCUAACAUUGUGAAAGAGAUGGAGAAAAUGAAAAACAAGAGAGAAGAAAAGAGAGCCCAAAUGAGUGAAAUCAGAAUAAAACGAGCGCAGGAGUUUGACAGCACCUGUCCAAACUGGGAGUUUGCACGUAUGAUCAGUGAAUUCAGAGCAACUUUAAAAUGCCAGCCAAUAUCUAUAAGUGAUCCAAUAGAAGAGCACAGGAUUUGUGUCUGUGUGAGAAAGCGCCCUCUCAAUAGGCAAGAACUUACAAAAAAGGAAUGUGAUGUGGUUACUGUUCCAAGCAAGUGUGUCCUGAUGGUGCAUGAGCCAAAGCAGAAAGUGGACCUAACAAAAUACCUUGAAACCCAAACAUUUAGAUUUGACUUUUCAUUUGAUGAAACUUCUUCGAAUGAAAUGGUAUACAGAUUCACUGCUAGACCUCUUGUAGAGACCAUCUUUGAGGGCGGGAAGGCGACAUGCUUUGCAUAUGGCCAGACAGGCAGUGGCAAGACGCAUACUAUGGGUGGAGACUUCUCUGGGAGAACCCAGAAUGCCUCAAAGGGCAUAUAUGCUUUUGCCUCACGAGAUGUCUUCCUCCUCCUAAACCAGCCCAGGUACAGGAAUCAGAAUCUGGAUGUCUAUGUGACUUUCUUUGAAAUAUACAAUGGAAAAGUGUUUGACCUCUUGAAUAAGAAGGCCAAGCUUCGAGUCCUGGAGGAUGGCAAGCAACAGGUCCAGGUUGUUGGUCUCCAAGAAAGGCCAGUUGGCUGUGCUGAGGAUGUCAUCAAAAUGAUCACAAUUGGCAGUGCCUGCAGGACAUCUGGGCAGACUUUUGCAAAUGCCAGCUCUUCACGGUCACACGCCUGCUUCCAAAUCAUACUGCGCCGAAGAGGACAAAUGAUUGGCAAAUUUUCCUUGGUGGAUCUGGCAGGAAAUGAAAGGGGUGCAGACACAUCUAGUGCUGAUCGGCAGACACGGAUGGAAGGUGCUGAAAUCAAUAAGAGCUUGCUGGCUUUGAAGGAGUGCAUCCGAGCUUUAGGGCAGAACAAAUCUCAUACCCCUUUUCGGGAGAGCAAGCUGACACAGGUGCUAAGAGACUCUUUCAUAGGAACAAACUCAAGAACCUGCAUGAUAGCAAUGAUUUCUCCAGGCAUGAGUUCGUGUGAGUACACCUUAAACACACUGAGAUACGCUGACAGAGUGAAAGAGCUCAGCCCUCAUGAUGGAGGUAGUGAAGCUCAGAGUCAGAUGGAGACUGAGGAGGCUGACACCAGUACAGAAUGCUCAGAUCUUCAAUUCAAUUUCUCCAAGGAUGAGGAGGAAGAACUCUCUCCCCACAUGUUCAGCUAUCGAGAGGUUAUGACUCAAAUUAGUGAACGGGAGGAGAAGGUUGUAGAACAGCUCAGAGAACUGAGACAGAGAAUGACUGAACUUGACUACCUCUUGGGAAUCACAGAGAAACCAGAUUAUGAUCUUGAGACCUUUGUGAGCAGAGCUAAGUACUUCAUAGAGGACAGCUCAAAGAAUUUCCUCAGUGUCAAAGAAACACUGGAUGCCCUGGGGACUGCCAUGCAACUGGAGGAGCAAGCCAGCAAGCAGAUAAGCCGGCGGAGGCCUUAGUCAUUACAGCAAAACCUGGUUCACAAGCAAUCUUGCAUGCACUUGUCUUGUCUUGCAUGUUUGUCAGUGGUUUGUAUCACUCCUGUUUUAAAUGUGGUAGGGUUUCUGCAGGUCACAUGCCCAAGGGCAGUGAACACAGCAGCCUUUUUCUUCAUGGCCUGUAUCAGGGUACUCAGCAAAGUGCUAAAAUGCAUCCACUGCAAGGCUUGGGUAGGGGGCCUGAGAGUCUGCAGUCUCUGCCUGAGAUACCUGGCAUUUGGCCCUUUGCUAGUGACAAUGGUCGCCCCUAAGAGAACUAAAUACACAUGUAUAGUACAUAACCUUUUCCAGAUGUGCUUGAAACAUUGCAAAACUGUUUCAAGUUUUGCUUUUCUAGAAAGAAAAUGGACUAUGUGAUUGUAAAAACCAGUAUUUUAAGAAGUUGAAUAAAUAAAUGUUGUUGGAUCUCAUUAUCUUAUCUGUCCUAUAAAAAAUAUUUCCUGCUGAUUUUGGUAAAGUUUAACAUCUCCUAAAGACUGGCUGGUUUGGUUGUUGGUAGGGAGGCUGAUUUCUUAGAUCAAGUUUCUUUUCGAAGUUUUUAUACUUGUAAUGUUUACAUAAAAAAUCAUUUAAAAUAUGUUCUGUCUCUUAAUUUUGAGAUGCUGCUGGGAUCCCCUAAUGGGGAAAGCUGGCUUAGGUGUAGUUAUCUGCUGCUAUGGCCCUUAUAUGCAGCCUGGGUCCAGAUUGCCCUGCAGAACCUUCCUCUGGGAAAGAGCAGGUUAGGGGAGGAACAGUUGUAAGGCAUGUGCUGAUGCCUGCUUUUUCUUAUUUAUUCAGCUCAGUUCAGCAUUUGUCUUCAAAAGUAUAAAAUAGUUGUGUGAGCUCUAAGUUCAGCAACACAGGAUGCAGCUAUGCAAACAUCAGAUCACAAAGGGAGCCUUCUGCCAUUACUCCCUCUUUUCUAACAGCUACCUGCUCCCUCUGAAAGUCAAGGGUGUAAUUUAAGUGACAAGCACCCCCAGCUCUGCACCUGCCAUCUGUGGACUGCAUCCUUGCUGUGUGUCUGGAGAGGCCAGUUAUUCAGCCUGGACUGGAUCAAUUGUGUGCUAUGUUUCAGGGCUGGCCUGGAAAAAAAAGCAAAAGAGUUAAGGAUCUUUGAGGGAUGUGAGCAAACAUUAGUCACAAGCACUGAAAGAAAGAAGGGAUACUUCAACCCAGGCACAAUUCUCCUCUGCAGCAGGGGUCACAGGUUAGGUUCUGGGAGCAGAGUGGGGCUGAGCACUCUGAGGGUUUCUGAGCUGUGAAAGCUGACUUGGACCUGAGCUCUGCCUGCAUCAUACUAAGAUGACACAACCAGAUAAAAGGGCUGUUAUGCCCUACUAAGUCUGGACAAAAGCAAGACAAUCCUGUUCCACUUCAGGUGUUAGUACUCUUGGAUUAUCCUCUUCCUGUGCAAGAACAAUAUUGCCCACUCCCUUCCCUCUGUGGACCUAAUGUUGCUUAUUUUCCCUGUA